AAUUCCAAAAAACCAUCUUUCUUCUCUUCUCCUCUUCCUCUCAUUCACUUUCUCUCUCCUCCCCCAUUCUUUUCUCUUUCUCUCCUCCUUAUAUUACGCUUACUGUGGGUAUAACCUUGUAGAAGACGUAACAGAAAGAAGAGAGAGAAAACACCGUUAUACCAUUUUUCCAUAAAACAAAAGCCAAAAAAAAAAAAAAAGAAAAAUGUCAGGAGGAACAAGAAUUAACCUCCUCCUUUAUCUAUCUCUCUCUCUCCUUUCUUUCUUUACCGUCGUCUCAAACGCUGCGUUUAACGUCCCCACUAUUGCCUUCGAUGAAGGCUACACCCCUCUCUUCGCUGAUUUUAAUAUCAAAAAAUCCGACGAUGGUCGUGCUGCUAACCUUCAUCUCAACCGUUACGCUGGGUCUGGAUUUAUUUCUUCGAAAUAUUAUGAUUAUGGUUUUUUUAGCGCAAGGAUUAAAUUACCGGGUAAUUACACGGCUGGAGUUGUGGUUGCCUUCUAUACAUCUAAUGCUGAUGUAUGGGAAAAAAGACACGAUGAAUUGGACAUAGAAUUUUUAGGCAACUUGAAAGGGAAGCCAUGGAGGUUUCAAACGAAUAUGUAUGGAAAUGGGAGUACCAAUAGAGGAAGGGAAGAGAGAUAUAGACUAUGGUUUGAUCCUACUAAAGAUUUCCAUCAAUAUAGCAUUCUUUGGACUCGCAAUAACAUCAUAUUUUACGUAGAUAACGUCCCAAUAAGAGAAAUAGUCCGCAAUGAAGCAAUGGGAUCAGACUUCCCAUCUAAACCCAUGUCCCUCUACGCAACCAUAUGGGAUGCCUCAAGUUGGGCUACUGCCGGAGGCAGGUACAAAGUCAAGUACGAGUUCGAGCCCUUCGUGUCCGAGUUCACCGACUUUGUACUCGAUGGUUGCCCUGUGGAUCCCAUCGAACAAGUCGCGGGCACCACUAGCUCCUCCGACUGCGCUACCAAGAAAGAUGAGAUCGAAAACAAGGAAUAUUCUCAAGUUACCCCUGGAGGACGUAGGGCCAUGAAGUGGUUUAGGGAGAAGUAUAUGUACUACUCAUAUUGUUAUGACAUGGUCCGCUACCCGGUUCCACCACCGGAAUGUGUGAUUGUGUCAUCGGAGCAGCAGAGGUUUAAGGAGACAGGGAGGUUGAAGUUUGGGUCUAUACCAAAGAGGCAAAGAAGGAGGAGAGGCCAUGGAAGGAAACAAAAUAAUAAUGUUGAGUCUAAGGAAUUACAGGCUAAUAUGUGAUCAGUUUUUGUCAUCAAGGGAAAUAUUGUGUGAAAGUUUUAUGAUGUAAAUUAAUUAAGAAAUUAGGUGAUGAGGGUGAAUGUGAAUGAAAAUAUAAAAUCAUGUAUGUGAUUAAUUCUUUUGGGGUUGUUUGGGGUCAUUAAAAAUGAUAAAAAGAGCUAUUGUUACGGGGAAGCACAGUACAUUUUACACACAUAUCAUAUAUAUAUCAUGAUUCUUUGUAUUCUUUUAUA
This is a messenger RNA of Beta vulgaris subsp. vulgaris (sugar beet), 1491 nucleotides long. Its product is annotated as probable xyloglucan endotransglucosylase/hydrolase protein 30. The transcript has 4 exons. Lineage: Eukaryota; Viridiplantae; Streptophyta; Magnoliopsida; Caryophyllales; Amaranthaceae. Gene Ontology annotation, cellular component: apoplast; cell wall. Gene Ontology annotation, molecular function: xyloglucan:xyloglucosyl transferase activity; hydrolase activity, hydrolyzing O-glycosyl compounds. Gene Ontology annotation, biological process: xyloglucan metabolic process; cell wall biogenesis. Bases 206 to 1258 code for a protein of 350 amino acids. The record is from RefSeq and is a predicted model, not a curated record.